AUGAUGGGGGUGAUGGGGAUGAUGGGGAUGAUGGGGGAUGAUGGGGAUGAUGGGGAUGAUGGGGAUGGGGGGGAUGGGGAUGAUGAUGGGGAUGAUGGGGAUGAUGGGGAUGAUGGGGAUGAUGGGGGUGAUGGGGGUGAUGGGGAUGAUGGAGAUGAUGGGGAUGAUGGGGGUGAUGGGGAUGAUGGGGAUGAUGGGGGUGAUGGGGAUGAUGGGAUGAUGGAGUUGAUGGGGAUGAUGGGGAUGAUGGGGGUGAUGGGGAUGAUGGAUGAUGGGGAUGAUGGGGAUGAUGGGGAUGAUGGGAUGAUGAUGGGGAUGAUGGGGGUGAUGGGGAUGAUGGGGAUGAUGGGGAUGAUGAUGGGGAUGAUGGGGGGUGAUGGGGGUGAUGGGGAUGAUGGAGAUGAUGGAGAUGAUUGGGGUGAUUGGGAUGAUGGGGAUGAUGGGGAUGAUGGAGAUAAAGGAGAUGAUAAUAAUGAUGAUGGGGAUGAAGGGGCUGAUGGAGAUGAUGGAGAUGAUGGGGGUGAUGGGGGUGAUGGGGAUGAAGAUGGGGAUGAUGGAGAUGAUGGGGAUGAUGGGGGUGAUGGGGGUGAUGGGGGGGAUGAUGGGAUGAUGAUGGGGAUGAUGGGGUGA
Messenger RNA from Danaus chrysippus (African queen), 630 nucleotides. Lineage: Eukaryota; Metazoa; Arthropoda; Insecta; Lepidoptera; Nymphalidae. The record is from the annotation of a GenBank genome assembly.